Molecule: messenger RNA, 1326 nt
Organism: Grus americana (Whooping crane)
Lineage: Eukaryota; Metazoa; Chordata; Aves; Gruiformes; Gruidae
Exons: 11
Coding region: 1-1326 (441 amino acids)
Source: RefSeq, a predicted model, not a curated record
AUGGCUGCAGCUGGGAAUGACCGCUCUUUCCAUGUUUGUUCCCCCUACGCACAGCAGAAGUACAGCAACAUCUCCUGUUUCUGGGAAAAACAACCAUCAGGCUGCUUGAGGAUCAGUUGCGCCUUCCAUCACAGCAAACCUCGCAGCAUAAAUGGACUUUUUUUGCCGCCGAGUAACAAUGCCCCAUUGCAACAAGGUGUCCAAGAAGGGAUUCCGCACCCAGCCCAUGGUCAAGAGUCACUCAGAAAUCAAAAGAAUAUUUUACGACCAAUUCACCCUCCACUGACUAUACACCUCAACGAUGAAGACGACGACGAGGACGAUGAUGAAGAGGAGGAGAACGGUGCUCCUGACUGGGUGCCUCAGACUGCUGCAGACCUUGAAGAGGAAAGAGCAAUAAAGGAAAUAUGCUAUCAAUCUGGAGAGUAUUACGGGAUUCAGUACCCUCAGGAACACCAAUCAACAAAAACUGUGUCUUCACCUCGGGAAAACGAGCUACUACCCUGGGAAGCUACCGAGCGAGACUUGCAGGCAGGCGACGGUGAUACAAUUCCUACAACAUUUAAGAAUGCAAAAGGAGAAGGAGAGAGCUCAGGAACGACAGUACCAGCAGAGACCAUUCCCAGAACAGAUCGUGGAUCCUUUGAAAACGGAGGAACCAAUCGCAUGGAGCGGGUAAAGAACUAUCCCGGUAAAGAAGCAAAGGAGAAGCAAUGGGUUUCCGAGGAAGAAAGAAUUCACACUCCAGACCCCAAAGCAAAACCACGUCGCCAACAAAGGGGUCAAAAGCCAAGAAGACAUGGAAGUGAACAGGAAAGGAGAGCGAUACAUAGACAGGAGAAAGAGAUGAAGCCACUUCUUCGACUUACAAGAGCAAUCGAAAUUGAAAUGUGGAAAUUAUCAGCUGGAAAAUCCAAAGAGGACACAAUUGCAAAUUCCAAAAAUAAGAUGCAGGAAGUACACGACAAUGUUUCAAAACUGAUUGAAAACACAAAAUAUACGUUCUGUGUGAUCACAGAUCCACUAAGCUCUUCCAUCCAGAACCCAAACACCCAGGGGAGAAAGUCACCCAGCCGACACACAGCAGUAGCUGCUGCUCCUGCUGCUGCUGCUGCUGCUACUAAAACCGGGAAACACGACCCGCAGGCCCACAGCCAGACAGCUGUGGCACUGGACAUCAUGGAAGCAAGAAAAAGCAAUGAACCCCAACAACGUCAGCCGUUAACAGCUAGCAGUGUACUAACACGAAGCAGCAAGUUUCUCCAUCCAAAGAAAGAGGUGCUGCAAGAAAAACAUGGGCCAACAGGAUUUUGGUUGAAAACCUAG